AUGAAGAAACAUCAUCGCGUGUUGCUGUGCUUGUGGCACAGUGCCUCAUCGGGGAGAGCAAACAAUACUCUCAGCAAGAGAUCAAUGAUGGGAAAGUGGACUAGAAAUAAUUUAAAAGUAUUGGAUUUAAACUAUUUGGAAGUGAAAAGAAGUUUUUCAAAAACUCUUGUUAAUGGUAGCAUUGAAAAAUUAAUUGAAAGCCUUCCGAUUGAAAGUCAUAAGUGGUUCAACACCAGAACGAUUGUGAAUGCAGAACAGUUAAAAGGAAGACCAACUAUUUUUUUGAAUGUGGAUGAUUUUUCAAGCGAUGUUUUUCUAAAAAUCAUGAACAGCGAGAUUGUGCUGGAAAGCAGAGUGAAUAUUUUGGGGUUUGAUCAUGAACAGAAUAUCGAUUUAUUGAGAUCUAAAAUUUUGUAUCAUGAUUUCCAAUAUCCAGUUUUCAUUAUUUCAGAAGAAUGUAAGAGUAUUGUGCAGUUAUACAACGAAAAGGGAGAAUUUAUGCGAGAGUAUUCAAAUCAUGAGCAGUUUAAACACAAUUUUGAGAAAGAUUUCGACUCGAUACAGAUUAAGAAUCGUCUCAUACAAAUGGUGAAUUUUGAUUGGCAAAAAUAUGAAAAACCAAUUGAGCGUCUCAUGCAACCUCAAACAAUAUUUCAAUUUCCAACCUUUAUUGAAAAAUACGGAAAUUCUAUUUUCAUCUCCGACACGUACCACAACCGUAUUGUUCAAAUGAAUCAUGAAGGAGGAAUAGAGGCUGUUUUUGGAGAAGGUCGAAAAGGCUUUAAGGAUGGUUAUUUAGUUGAUGCUCGAUUUAACAGGCCCAAAGGUAUAUUUUAUGACAAGCUUCAAGAGGCCUUAUUGAUUGCCGACACUAAUAACAAUACCAUUAGACGUUUAGAUUUACAUAAUGGUUUUGUAUCCACUUUUAUUCAACCCUCUACGUAUAGUAUGGAAGAACCACACUGCCACAAUCCACUAAUGACUUGUGGAGAGAAUAGCGUGGCAGCAUUCUUACACAGAGAUGAUAAUACUAAAAUGAUGUUAACUGAAGAGUAUAUUGAAAAGAAAUUCAUUAUGGAGCGUGAGAAGGAAUGGAAGAAAAACCACUCAAUGCCCAUUCCCAUAUAUUUUGUUUCUUGCUCAAAAAUUAUUAGUAGGCCAAUAGAUUUGUUUAUGAGCCAUAGUGAGAAUUGUCUGUACAUUGCAGAAGAAGGUUAUACACACAUUUGGAGAAUACCUUUGGAUACAGGAAUAGUUGAGGAUGUGUUACCAGAAAUGAUACAUUCACAACUAAAACAUGAUUUUGAGAAGUAUAUUGAACACGUAUUUCCCACUCUCAAACAUUGGGAUUCCGAACAACGACAACCAUACACAGGGAGUUUUUAUCCAGAAUUUUUGUUUUUGAAGCAACGAGCAAUAGCCCAUCAAGACAGUAUCUUCUUUUAUCAUGUUGAGUCACCCAUAUCUGCGUUCAAGCCAUACCAUGAACCAUUUUUCAUGAAACAAGUGAAAAUCGUCCCUAAUAGGCAAGUGGAGCACAGUGUUUUUAACGAUCAUACCAUAGCGUCAGUUCAGAGCUCUACAUUAUAUCGAUCCUCUGACAUUGGCUUUCGAAAUGCAUUACUGAGUGAUGAAAACAAGCCAACAUUCAAUAACCCACAUUCCAUUCUCAAGCUUGAUACAAACCUUAUUAUUUCAGAUACAUUUAAUCACAAGCUACGAAAAAUUAGUGUUGUCAAUGGCCAAUCAGAAGAUAUUAAGCCUAAAAAUCUCAACCUGUUAGGUAUUCCAAGCGUAGAACGACGAGUAUCCAUACGCUCGAAUGGUUCAGUAGAUAUAAAUCCUAAUCCAGGCCGAAUUAUUGUAACAGAAGCUGUAACAUUUAUGCCUGGAAGUUGUUUAUUAACAGUACGAUUUUCAAGUUCUGAACACUUUGUAUUUGCUGAGAAACUCCACUCCAACAUGAUUGACAUUAUUUUUAAGAAUCAUGAUGGAGAAAUUGUUACCAACGCCAUUUCCUAUAUUCAUCACCCAGAAAAGUUUGAACAAGAUGCUUUCAUUGUUAACGAGGACAACGAUUGGAAGAGUAUUAGGCGAAAAAACAGAGCAUAUGAUUCUGUUCCAUUUCUUGUGAGCACCUUUGAAAAUCAUCAAAUGGAAAUUAAUAUACCAUUCGAGUUGCCAAAAGAUAUGGGUGAUGUAGAGAUGGACGUAAACGUUGUUCUUUAUCUGACACCUGAAAGUACUAAUAGGGAUCCAAUAGAUUAUAAACAUCCCUUUACACUGCACCACGGAUUGGACACGAUCUCGUAUGCUCCGUUCAACUUGCAAACAACGUUUGUAAAGGGAUGGAAUCAGCACCAUGACGUUUUGGAAGAAAUGGACAAAUCAGAAAGAUUGAAACUGAGAAACGAUCUGGCCGAAAUAUUAGAAUGGAAAGUACAAGAGUCAUUCAAUUCUAUUCUAAAGGAGAACCUGUUGGAGAUAUCAAAUGAUGUUAAGGAAAAACAACCACCUCAAAAUGUAGAAUCUAUGGACUGUAACGACAAGUCACAAAUCUUCAUUGAUUACUUGACGCUCAGAGUGCCAAUUCAAGUAUCUCAAGAAACAACAUUGAACUCGUCGAAAAAAGAAAAGUUUCUCAAGCAUCAUUUUUCAGUUGAUGUCAGUGCAUCACCUCCACUGUUUACUAAAAACUGCAAUAAGCAUCAAUACAUAGCUACGUCCAAUAACGUGUAG
Messenger RNA from Naegleria lovaniensis, 2739 nucleotides. RefSeq lists its product as uncharacterized. The transcript is spliced from 5 exons. The record is from RefSeq and is a predicted model, not a curated record. NCBI's taxonomy places the organism in Eukaryota, Heterolobosea, Eutetramitea, Acrasida, Naegleriidae. The coding region runs from base 1 to 2739 and encodes 912 amino acids.